This is a messenger RNA of Trichoderma breve, 495 nucleotides long. Its product is annotated as grpB protein domain-containing protein. Lineage: Eukaryota; Fungi; Ascomycota; Sordariomycetes; Hypocreales; Hypocreaceae. The transcript is spliced from 2 exons. Bases 1 to 495 code for a protein of 164 amino acids. The record is from RefSeq and is a predicted model, not a curated record.
AUGGCUCCUUCAAUCGAGGCCAUCGUCAAAGAGUAUCCUUACGAUCCAGAAGGAGUGCAAAGAAUCGCCCACCGCCGCAUCAAAAACGAAAUUGAAAUCACAGAACCAGAUCCCUCAUGGCCCGAGUCUUUCCAGCUUCUCAAAGACCGCAUUAUUUCCGCCCUAGGUUCAACCGCUGUCUCAGUUGAGCACGUCGGCUCGACCAGCGUGCCCGGCCUGCCCGCCAAGCCAGUCAUCGACAUAGACCUCAUAGUCGUGGACGUGCUUGACGAGGCCUCAUACGUGCCGCAGCUCGAGGCAGUAGGCUUCCAUUUCCUCUUACGCGAGCCGGCGUGGCAUGAACAUCGCUUCUUCUGCAACUAUGAGCCUUCGGCGAACCUGCACGUCUUUGGGCCAGACUCUCCUGAAACCGAGAAGCACAAAAUCUUUCGAAACUGGCUGUUGAAAACUCCAGCCGACAGGGACAUCUGGCGAGACAAUGCACGAAUACACUGA